AUGUCAAAGAAACGACCACAUGCCACGGACCGAUCUCGAAAUCGACAACCAGAAAGCAUUCAAGCACGCUCCUCAGCACCGACGACUGGCAACAACGCUCCCUCAUCAUCUAUGCAAGAAACAGCUCCCAGCAUUGACACAACUGAUAGGGAAUCUCACCAUCAGAGCAUUGAUGAGAAUGUCUCUAUCUCCUCAUCUUCCAACAACAUUUCCAAUGAGGCCGCAAACAUGACGACCUUGAUCACAAGUAUUGCUAAUUUGGAUUAUGUGUCAAGUUCUUCCAUUAGAGACUAUUUACUCUCUUUAGAGAAAGCGUUCGAUGAAUUCUACCUACUUCACAAAAGUGGGUGGAUUAGUGCGCUCAAUGUUGAUCAGUUGAUCACAGAUCUAAAGAAAAUAUCCGCUACUUUCAACAACACGAUUGAGACAUGUACAACGAGCUUUCAGUUUGGCCUUUUCGUUGUUGUUUAUGGACACUUAUCGGUUGCUAUCAAAUACUACAACCAAUAUCUUCACAACAGCGACAUUCAUACUACUCUAGCUCUGACAACAUCCAAAUUACGACCUUUUGUUUUGGAAUCCAGUCAAGAGUCCCUAGCCUUGCUGACCAGGCCAGACAUUAAGUACUAUCUUUAUCACACCAACAAUGGAUUCGAAUCGGCACUAACCAAGUUAUUUUGGAAUCCAACCAACAAUCAUCUCUUUAAGAAAGAGGAUGAAAUAGAGAUGGCUUGGAAAGUGAAUAUCCUAUUCAACAAACCAUUUACUACGAGCUCUUUUGUUCAAAAACUGAACAAAGCAUCUUAUCUAUAUCUUCAUUUCUUGUUCAAUAUUGCUUGGAAGUAUGAUAACAACUUUUGUAAUUAUUUUGAGUAUUAUAUGAACCAAGCUACCCCAUCCAUUCAACAGUUACUCAAAGCAGUUCAGAUGGGUGUUGACUAUACUUGUGAGAACAUUAUGUUUAAAAAGAGGUCUAACGGAUGUUACAUGGUCAAAUUAAUCAAUAACUUGUCGAAUGAGGAGUUUACCUCUGAAAGAAUGACCACUCUUGUAGAAUAUUUGUUGAAGAUGGAAAGCAAAGGUGCAGGAACAGGAUCACAAUGUAUUCAAGCUCUGUUAGAUAAGAUGAUAUUAGUUGCAGAAUCCAGUAGAGAUUUCUCAACAUUUCAUGCUGUAGCAAUCAGUGAGUACAUUGGAGAUUUGUUAAAGAAUAGAUUACAAUCAAGAAGAACCAUUUCUCAAGAAAUAGCUGAUCAAAUAUUACAACAGAACUAUUGUGAUGAGCAAUUUGCUACAUUGAUAGCUAAAAAAGCAUACUCGUCCUCCACCUCUCUCCAUGCGUUGUUUAGACUGUGCAAGGAAAAGCCUUUUCUUCAAUUGUACACGAUGGAAAAGUUAAAGGAGUCCAUGAGCAACAAUAGUUAUUCUUUCAUAUACCCAUUCAGUAGUAGUCCAGUUAUAGGCACUCAAAUUAGACUCAUCUCUGAUAUUAUCAAGUACAAUGCACACGAUUUGCUAUUGAAAGAUGAGGUUAAAGAGUAUGUAGAGAAGUGGUUGAAUGAUACACGUCCUUUCAGUACGGACAAUGUUUACGAGUUCCUGAGACAAAGUUUCUUAUUGAGCAGUGAUUAUAGUCAAGUUGGCAUUAUUUUAAAGCCCAACACAUUCCUUGACCUCGUUUUGAGGAAGUGUUUGAGAAGGUUCUUCAAAUGUAACAGUACUCGUUUUACUAAUACUUGGAUGAGAAAAGGAUUAGAAAAUUUUGUCAAAUACUCCAACAUUAAUUGCUACACUUCCAUCAUCUUUGUUAUUUGUGAGGAAUUUAUUUCUGAGUUCGAUAUUUAUAAUCCAAAAGAUCUCACUUGUCUGUUAAUGAUUGAAAGUGAUAAGGUGCUUCAAUUGAUAGCAUCAAAACGGCAUUUGUAUGAGGAAGAAGUGUACAAAUUUGUAAAUGAUGCCUUUUCUUUAAAACACGUUUCUAAUAACCUACUCAAGGAUGAAGAAAUGUGUAAACAAUAUUUUAUAUUAAUGGAGUACUUUAUUGGUCCACAGUUUAAAAGAGAUGACUUGACAUUAUACGUCGAACAAUUCAAUUCUUUGAAAAACAGCACGAAGGUUCUAACUCAAGACUUGAAUUCCUUGUCCUCACUUUCGAUCAAUGUGAAGGAUUAUAUUCGGACUAUUAACAAGUUAGACUUGUAUUUUGAUGUUUUGCCUAAAAGAGAAAUUCAGUCUGACAUUCAUUCUAUACAAACCGUUAUUGAUGAAUUUAAGAAAAGUUUUGAGACAACAAUAUGCAAAAAAGACACAGGAAAUGAAAUUCCUAUUCUGGAAACUAUCGUUCAGUCAGGUCUCUUUUUCAGUUACUAUAAAUCAGAGGAAGAGAAAAGUUUGACUGUUAAUCAAGCCGUUUCUAAUGCAACUGAUGCAAUUCGUGAAAUUACCAAUGUUAUUAACAAGCUCUAUUCAGGAAAUGCCAAAUUAGAGAGCAUCAAAAAUUUACACACAAACUUGUCUAAACUCUAUUUACAGACAGAGAAAAAGUUUUUAACUUUGAUCGGAUGCCCUGUAGAAUCUGUUGACAUGUUAUUGGCAGGAAUUGAACUGCUUCAACUUCGACAAUACAUGAAAGCGUUUAAAGAUUUAGUCACCAUUUAUAAAUUACCAUUUGAAGGAGAAACAUUUACCAUACUCACCAAGCAAGAUAGAUUUAGUGUCAAGGACAGCAUGAAAGAAUUAAGAAAAAUAAGAGAAAUUAUUGGAGACAUUGAUGAAACCACUCUUAAAACAUUCCAAUACUACACUGAACAUGUUACUCUUGUAGAAUUCAUCAAGAAAGAAAAUCUUGGAGAAGAGGAUAUUAGAAUUUUAACCAAUCAAGCCAACGGAAAUACUUUUACAGAAGAGAUUAUCCAACACUUAAUUUCCACGAAAAAGUUAACAGAUCCACUGUUGAAAGCUAUGGACGAGAAAAUCACUAGCAUUGAGGAGUUUUUCAAAUCGAUUUCAGAAUUGAACGUUAAUCAACGUCAAUUAGAUUCAUUCAAAGAAUGCGCUAAUAAUUUGGAAAAAGUGAGUGAUGCAUUGAAGUCAUUGCAUAAUACGAGCGAAAAUCUUCAAUUCAUUGUUGCCAGAAUACUACAACAAGGAACUCUUGCCUAUCACUUAGAUUCACAAACAGUUACUGUUCACUUGAAAGAUGAUAACACUUCUAUUAAUGAGAAAGAGUUUAGGUCGUAUAUACUUAGUUCAACAUUUCAAAGAUCAUUUUCAGAGGAAAUGGAAGUGUUUUGUAAUUCUUCCAUGCUAUUGGAGUCUAUUAUUAAGGUGGUAUCUUUACUACACAAAAUUUCUCAUGUUUGUUUCCAGCAUGGUUAUUUGAACAUUCCUCUCAACAUUCUUUUGAACUCAAGAGCAUUGGAACACAUUUUAGAGACAUUAAAGAGCAUGGCAAGACAAUGGCAUGAAAAAGUUAAGGCUACUGAUCUGAAAUACUUUACCAUGAAACAAAGACUCAUUAUUUUGCAACAUUUACGAAGUAUUGGAGAAACUCAAGAACUACUUGUACAUAUCGUCAAUUCAUAUUUUGAUAUUGAUCAAAGUACAUUGACCUCAAUUAUAGAACGUACUCAACAAUCUUUAUGUUCUGUCACGGAUCAAUUUGACAUUUCUGAUGAAUCUAUUUGGAACCAAUUCGACAGUAUUGGAUCUAUCAUUUUGGAGAUGGAAGAUGUAAUGUUGAGAGGUUUAAGUGAGUUUACCAAGAUAAUCGAAAAGGAAUCAAUUCCGAUGGUUUAUGAGUUUAAUUCUGCUCUACUUUCGGAUCUUGUCUCCAAUUCGUUUAUAGACAUUUCUUCACUUUCAGAAUUAGAUCAAUACUACCAUCUGUCACAAUUGAUGGAAAACAAGACUCAUCCUUCAAAUAUUUUAUUUUGUGAUGGAUCAUUAACUGAGAUUGAUGUAGAUAUUUUUCUCAUGCGUUCCGUAUUUGCAGAGAGUGGACGAUUUAUCAUUUUUAGAUUUGAACAAUUAAGCGCCGCAAUGAGAAAUCAUGUACUUUCCUUAUUAAUGAGAACAACUAAUUCCACAAAAAGACAACUUUUGUGUCUAAUCACGGAUAGGAAUUCCAUUUCUUCCAUGCCAUUGUUUUGUAAGCAAGUAGAACAAUGGAAUAUGAGCCAGGCAACCUGUCGUUUAAUUAGACAAUCACUUAAGGUGAAUAAGUUUUUUGCAUUGUCCUCUGUUAACUGUGGAGAUGGUAAAACUGUACAUGCACGUCAAUACUUGCAUCAAAAGGAAACCAAUGAAAGGUAUCUCACAUGUGAAAUUCCCAUUAACAAUUCCUCCA
This is a messenger RNA of Naegleria lovaniensis, 4348 nucleotides long. RefSeq lists its product as uncharacterized. The annotation marks the transcript as partial. The record is from RefSeq and is a predicted model, not a curated record. NCBI's taxonomy places the organism in Eukaryota, Heterolobosea, Eutetramitea, Acrasida, Naegleriidae. The transcript has a single exon.